Molecule: messenger RNA, 1288 nt
Organism: Astyanax mexicanus (Mexican tetra)
Lineage: Eukaryota; Metazoa; Chordata; Actinopteri; Characiformes; Acestrorhamphidae
Product: zinc finger protein 271-like
Exons: 1
Coding region: 94-1032 (312 amino acids)
Biological process (GO): regulation of transcription by RNA polymerase II
Molecular function (GO): DNA-binding transcription factor activity; RNA polymerase II cis-regulatory region sequence-specific DNA binding
Source: RefSeq, a predicted model, not a curated record
GAAAGAGGUGAAGCACAAGCCGUCCAGAAGAAUCUCCAGAACACACAGAAAUUGUUUGAUACAUUUAACAGACAAAUUAAGCCAAGUCCUGACAUGGAGAAACCUCAGAACUCUGUCAAGAGUUUUACUAAACAGAGUACUCUCAAAAACCACCAGCGCAUUCACACAGGAGAUAAACCAUAUUACUGCUCAGACUGUGGAAAGAGUUUUACUAGACAGAGUACUCUUAAAAAACACCAGCGCAUUCACACAGGACAGAAACCGUAUCACUGCUCAGACUGUGGGAAGAGUUUUACUAAACAAAGUGAUCUCAAAAUACACCAGCGCAUUCACACAGGAGAGAAACCGUAUCACUGCUCAGACUGUGGGAAGAGUUUUACUACACACAGUCAUCUCAAAGUGCAUCAGCGCAUUCACACAGGAGAGAAACCGUAUUACUGCUCAGACUGUGGGAAGAGUUUUAAUCAACAGAGUCAUCUCCAACGACACCAGCGCAUUCACACAGGAGAGAAACCGUAUCACUGUUCAGACUGUGAGAAGAGUUUUGCUACACAGAGUGAUCUUAAAAAACACCAGCGCAUUCACACAGGAGAGAAACCGUAUUACUGCUCAGACUGUUGGAAGGGUUUUACUACACAGAGUCAUCUCAAACAGCAUCAGCGCAUUCACACAGGAGAGAAACCAUUUUACUGCUCAGACUGUGGGAAGAGUUUUAAUCAACAGAGUAAUUUUAAAAAACACCAGCGCAUUCACACAGGAGAGAAACCGUAUCACUGCUCAGAGUGUGGGAAGGGUUUUAUUACACAGAGUCAUCUCAAACUGCAUCAGCGCAUUCACUCAGGAGAGAAACCGUAUCACUGCUCAGACUGUGGGAACAGUUUUAGUCGACAGAGUCAUCUCCAACGACACCAGCGCAUUCACACAGGAGAGAAACCGUAUUACUGUUCAGACUGUGAGAAGAGUUUUGCUACACAGAGUGAUCUUAAAAAACACCAGCGCAUUCACACAGGCGAGAAAAUUAUUUCAAAUUAGUUCGAAGGCAAUUAAAAGUGCAAAUCAUAGGAGAGGCCAACAAAAUCCUUUCCAGAGGCUAAAUAAAACGCUCCAGCUGUAGUUCCCAUACUGAAAUCAACCCAUUCCAGGUUUGUGUAGCGCAGUAAUGUUGCAGGCUCAUUCAUUCCCUCUGCUGGUGUUCUCGUUUGUCUAUGGUUCAGUCGCUCUGAUUAAAAAUUUGUUACCUUAGAGUGAUAUAGAUAGGUAUUUGGUUGUUGUAUUACUCACGUUUUAU